CUCCUCCUGGUCCUCUGCCGCCGCCGCCGCCGCCUCAUCCCCCCCCCACCGGCCCAGCUUGUUGUCACUCACUCUGGCGGCGAAACAGACGGCAGCAGCGCAGACCAACAGACGCUAAUCCUGGUGGCGUACCCCACCCUAAAACCUCCCCCGCUGCACAACAGAACCCGGGAAACGGAGCGUACUGGACCCACCUGUGCAAAUGGACCGGACAACUUGGAUUAUUUGAAGGAGUGGGAGGGAAGAGGAAGAAGAGACAUCAGCACCAUGGAGCAGAUGAGGGUGUCGGUGAUGUAGCAGGUGCUGCAGCCUGGUGCCGCAUUGCUUGCUUGGCCUCCUCCGUGGGGGGAGAAGGCUCCGCAGAAGAAGAAGAGUCUCUGUGAGGGAAGCUUUGGACGUGGCUCCUGCCGAGAUGACUCACCUGCAGGCCGGCCUGUCGGCGGCCACCCUGGAGAAGGCCAAAGCAGAGCUGAAGGAAAACCCGGAGACCCUUCACCAGGACAUCCAGGAAGUGCGCGACAUGAUCAUCACGCGGCCGGAUAUCGGCUUCCUGCGUACGGACGACGCCUUCAUCCUCAGGUUCCUGCGGGCCAGGAAGUUUAACCAUUUUGAAGCCUUCAGACUGCUGGCCCAGUACUUUGAGUACAGACAGCAGAACCUGGACAUGUUCAAGAACCUGAAGGCCACUGACCCUGGAAUUAAGCAGGCACUCAAGGAUGGAUUCCCCGGCGUGCUGGCCAACCUGGACCGACAUGGAAGGAAGAUUCUGCUCCUCUUUGCCGCCAACUGGGACCAGAGCAGGUACAUGUUUGUGGACAUCCUGAGGUCCAUCCUGCUGUCUCUGGAGUCCAUGAUCGAGGACGCUGAGCUGCAGGUGAACGGAUUCAUCCUGGUCAUCGACUGGAGCAACUUCACCUUCAAGCAAGCCUCCAAGCUCACGCCCAGCAUGCUCCGGCUCGCCAUCGAGGGGCUGCAGGACAGUUUUCCCGCCCGCUUUGGAGGAAUCCACUUUGUGAACCAGCCAUGGUACAUCCACGCCCUCUAUACCGUCAUCAGGCCCUUCCUCAAGGAGAAGACCAGGAAGCGGAUCUUCAUGCACGGCAACAACCUGACCAGCCUCCAUCAGCUGCUGCAUCCGGAGAUCUUGCCGUCAGAGCUGGGCGGGAUGAUGCCGCCGUACGACAUGGGCACCUGGGCCAGGGCCCUGCUGGAGCACGCCUAUGACGAAGAUGCGGAACCAGAUGUGGGAACGGACGGAGGACCGGAUGCUCAUGCGUUUUCUGUCCAGGACCUACACAGAGAUGUGGACAAAAACCUCUCGCCGCAAACCAUGAAAAGAUCCCAGUCAGUGGUGGAUCCCGGCAUCUUAAAGCGACCUGACAAGGCCAAAUGUGAUGAAGACAACAUGCAGCCGCUGCUCUCGCUGGACUAAAAACAAAGAACAAAAACCAGACCUUCUGGAAAUUCUUGGAAAAUCCUCUGCGAACAUCUCUCUGUGGAUUCCUGAGAGAGGUUUACUCCACAUCUAACUUCCUUGGUGGACUUCCGUAUUUUUUGUAAAGUGCCAAGUCCACAAAAGUCCAAUUCGGACUUCUGAGUGAUGGUCUUCAAAUGAUUCCUGCGCCCAAAUGACGACGCAAGUUAUGGGACAAAUGGAAAUUGGGAUGCAAGCUUUUCCGACGUCUUUGUACCAGGAUUUUAUGAAUGAGCAAGACGGACGUGGAGACAGACCAGCAAACCUCCCUUUAUGGAAAAAAAAAACAUAUGACAAAGCUUGAUUUAUUACUGAUCAACAUCUCGCGUAACAUCAACCUCCUUUUUGAUUUCCAACAACAAUGACCUCAAGCAGAAAACGUCACAUGACCCAAAUAUGUGAGCAGGAAAUCAGUGUUUAAAUCAAUAAUAAUUCACGGCUAAGUCAUUCACAGAAUAAGUAUUAUUCAAACUAAUCAUGAUCCAAGUGACUGAAAGUAUGUUUUUCUUCUGUUUUCUUCUGUCCUGUGAUACUAAAACGUAGAACACACUACUUGUACAUCAUAACCAUCUUAGUGGUUCUAAUCUAGUCUAAAAUGCUAGCAUACAUGCCGCAGCACAUGCUAGCUAUAUAAUGCUAACAUAGUUAAGCAAAAAAGUCCAAAUAUAUGCCUGAAAUAUUGUACAUAUGUACCCCAUCUCAUUAGUUUUUUUUUUGUUUUAAUCCAAAUUUAAACUCUAAAUGGAGGUACCAUAGAACACUAGCAACGUUAAGAUAAGAUAGCUCAGCAAACAAUCCUAAAUAGCGUCUAAUGUAAAAUUCUGAAUAAACACAUUUGUAAUCUAGUACCUCCUCGUACUUCGUAAACAUCACGCCAUCUAUCCAUCCAGUUUCCAACGUCAUAAGCAUCCUGGUGAAAUUGUAUGGAAAUUUUAUAUACAGUAAAAUUCCAUCCAUCACGGGUUCACAGUACUGUUUUUUUUUUUCAAUUUAUUUCCUAAAUUUGAUUAUUUUUAUAUUCGCCAUUUGAGCAAUUUCCCGCACGUGUCACGAUAAAAUAUCAUAAUUUCUAAUUCAUCCAAUCAGAGCGUCGCUAUUAUUUUUUCAACCGCUGAUUGGCUGUUUUCUUGUCGGUAGCCUCAUCGCGCGCUGCUGGAGUUGCUCAUCACUUCCGCGUUGGGGAACGUGCGCGGAGACAUGGGGGUCCGUACACUGCAGUUUCAACACAGCGUUGAUGGAGUUUGAAACUAAACGAAAAAGAAAAAAAGCAACCAUCUAGGAAGUGAUGUGACCAACAUCUUACCGCGCAGCUUUGCUAGCGGAACACUUUCAACAGUGUUUUCCUUUUUUUUCAGCUUUUAAACGGGAAUGUACCGCUUUACGGCAGCUUCAUCAUCAUCGUCGUCGUCGUCGUCCUUUGCUGGUUUUGAUCGUCUGUCUUUUCUACGGGAGGCACACACAAUACAACAGACUGAACUACGAUGCUACACGCGAACAAGAAGUCAGACAUGAAGGAAGAUGGGAGGAAAUCCUGCUUUUGCCCUUGACAUCAUCUACAGUAAGAGUGGCC
Molecule: messenger RNA, 3044 nt
Organism: Hippocampus comes (tiger tail seahorse)
Lineage: Eukaryota; Metazoa; Chordata; Actinopteri; Syngnathiformes; Syngnathidae
Gene: clvs2
Product: clavesin 2
Exons: 8
Coding region: 413-1432 (339 amino acids)
Biological process (GO): lysosome organization
Cellular component (GO): clathrin-coated vesicle; trans-Golgi network; membrane
Molecular function (GO): phosphatidylinositol bisphosphate binding
Source: RefSeq, a predicted model, not a curated record